AGAGAGAGAGAGGAAGAGAGAGAGCGUGUGCGAGAGAGAUGAGAGCCGCUCUGCAUGCUACUGAUUCAAUAGUGGCGUGAAGCGCACAUCCGGCAACGUUAUCCUCUCUCUCUCUCUCUCUCUCUCUCUCUCUCUCUCUCUCUCUCUCGCCAUCUCGCAGCAUCGCUGAGACGCAAUCUCUAACGACGUGCUGGGAUUACAGGCUUCGAUUCUUCGUGAGUUUAGUCCUUAUUGUUGGCGACACAACACGACUGAUAUCAGUGUGUGUGUGUCUGAGACUGAUAUAUACGCGUGUGUGUCUGUCUGGGAUUGAUAUACGCGUGUGUCUGCGUGUUCGUGUCGUCGGUCGGUCGGCCAGCCAUCAGCGCAUCAGGAUGAGGAAUGUGAAGAUGACGUCGACGUUUUUAGUGUUUCUCAGCGUCUUCCUCAGCAUCCCUUGCUCCAGCGGCCGUCAGAAACAACAAGUCAGAAUCGGUGCGUUGUUUGAUAACGGGGAUGAGACGAUGAUAGAGGUGUUCAAGAUUGCUACUCAGCAUGCCAGCCUCAGCAACACCAUGUUCACGUUCGUGCCUAUCGUCGACACCAGCAUCGCCGGAGACAGCUUUGUAGCCUCGCAGAAAGCCUGCAAGAUUCUCAAGAUGGGCGUGGUCGCCAUGUUCGGUCCGCAGUCGCUCUCAUCGAGCGCCCUCGUGCGGUCGAUCUGCGACACUAUGGAGAUGCCCCACCUAUCCACGGAGCUCAGCUACGGUGUCCGAGGAGAGGAGUACUCCAUACGUCUCUACCCGGACCAGGACACGCUCAGCAACGUCUACACAGAGCUGAUCAGUAGCUGGCAGUGGAAGAACUUUACUGUGAUCUACGAUGGAGCAGAAGGUUUGGUGAGAGUGAAACACAUAUUGGCCCUGCCAGGGAAGAUGCUGGAUAAGCGCAGUAAAUCCGCCACCAUGCAGAUCACCGUCAGACAGCUAGAGGGCAGCGACUACCAACCUCUACUCAAAGAGAUCCGGCAACGCGGGGAUCAACAAAUCGUGAUCGACUGUGACGCAUCGAAGAUAGCUCGCAUCAUGAAUGACGCUAAGAAGAUGAAGAUGGUGACGCAGUACUACCACUAUUACUUCACAUCGCUGGACAUGACGACGGUGAAACUAGAUAAGAGCAUCCAGCGAAGCGGCGCCAACAUCACCUUCCUGCGUCUCAUCAACCCCGACUCACGCGCCCUCUCGCGGCGAUACGACUUCCACACGCUCGGCGACAUUCUGACGAGAGGCGGUCGCCAGCCCCUACACAUCGGUUACUGGAACUCGGUCGGGAAUCUGACGGUGACAAAGACGAAGAAGGACCGUACGGAGGACACCCUGGCGUUCCUCAACGGAACUACGCUCAAGGUCACCUCCAUCGAGAAGGCAGACCUGGCCGUGGCGCCGCUGACGAUAACAGCACAGCGAGAGGACGACGUCGACUUCACGAAGCCCUUUAUGACUCUCGGCAUCAGUAUCCUGUUCAAGAAACCCAAACAGAAGGACCCGGAACUAUUCGGCUUUCUGCGCCCCCUGGCGCUCGACGUGUGGGUGUACGUCAUUGUAGCCUACCUGGGUGUGUCUCUGCUGCUGUUCGUGCUCGCUCGCUUCUCGCCGUACGAGUGGUACAAUCCGCAUCCGUGCAACCGCAACUCGGAUCUGAUCGAGAAUCAGUUCACGGUGAUGAACAGCUUGUGGUUCACCAUCGGCUCGCUCAUGCAGCAGGGAUGCGAGAUCAUGCCGCGAGCGACGUCGACGCGCCUCGCUAGCGGCAUCUGGUGGUUCUUCACUCUAGUCAUCAUCUCGUCGUAUACAGCGAACCUGGCGGCGUUUCUCACCGUCGCUCGCAUGGUGACGCCGAUAGAGAACGCAGACGACCUAGCCGGACAGACGGACAUCAAGUACGGAUGCGUGGCUUCCGGUUCGACGCAGAACUUCUUCCGGGAGUCCAAGAUACCGACGUACGAGCGCAUGUGGGCUUUCAUGAACUCUAACCCGGACGUGUUCGUUAACUCGAGCACGACAGGCAUGGAGAAGGUGCGGAGGGAGAAGUAUGCCUACCUCAUGGAGUCAACUAUGGUGGAGUAUAACAUACUGAGAGACUGUUCGCUUCAGCAGGUGGGCGGCUUGCUAGACUCUAAAGGAUACGGAAUAGGCACGCCGAGAAAUUCUCGCAUGAGGGACAUACUAUCCAGCAUCAUCUUAAACCUCACCGAAGAAUCACAGUUUCACAUAAUCAAAGAUAGAUGGUGGAAGGAGAAGGCAGGCACACAGUGUCAGGCCAUCGAAACGAAGAAAGACGAAGCGAGCAGCUUAGAUACGAGCACACUAGGUGGCGUCUUCGUCGCUCUCCUCGGUGGCACGAUAGUGGCGAUGGUGAUGGGCGUCGUAGAGUUUCUAUGGAAACGCAGACAGCAGGCUUACAUAGAACAGGACCCAUUCUGCAUAGCCGUGAUAGAUCAGCUCCUCUUUGCUGCUAACUGGUGUACGGGAGACAAACCGCCACCUGCUGCCCCCUUGCGGAGGAAAGCCGCGCAGGACCGCUACGUAGAGGCGCCUGGCUUUCACCCGAAUUCCUUACAACCGUACGGACUCGACAACUACAGCAACCACGCGUCCGUGCACGUGCCGCCCAUGCCCCAGCGGGACUUCCGUUAGUGUGCUCGUGGCGCCAUCUGACGGAGAAUUCGUACAUCGAACUGAAUUUUCCCGAUUACGUUUUGCGCGAGUUGUUACGUAUUAAUUAAGUCGUUUCGCGGUUUAUCCCGAAAAUAUUUUGGGAACCAGGAUUGUCUGGAUGCUUUUGCAAUUGUACCAGUUUGUUGCUUUUAUAUAUAUGCAUAUUUCUGAUUGCGUGCGUGCGUGCGUGCUUACGUGCGUGUGUACGUGUGUGUGCGUUAUUGCGUAUCAGUGUCAUAGGAACUAAAUACCGCAACAUAGAUUAUUUAAAACAUAGAUUAUUUAAAACAUAGAUUAUUUAAAAGGAAUUGUUUCGACAUUGUUUUUUUCUGGAGCGUUUGAUGAUUUUUAUUCUAACAGUUAAAUUUUUCCAUUUCCUAUAUUUGUUAUGCUUUUGCGUGUAUCAGUCGUGUAAAAUAAUCUUUUAUGAGAUACUGAAUGAAAUAAAUAAUUCCAUGUU
This is a messenger RNA of Priapulus caudatus, 3156 nucleotides long. RefSeq names its product glutamate receptor ionotropic, kainate 3-like. The record is from RefSeq and is a predicted model, not a curated record. Gene Ontology annotation, biological process: synaptic transmission, glutamatergic; modulation of chemical synaptic transmission; monoatomic ion transport. Gene Ontology annotation, molecular function: transmitter-gated monoatomic ion channel activity involved in regulation of postsynaptic membrane potential; glutamate-gated receptor activity. Gene Ontology annotation, cellular component: plasma membrane; postsynaptic membrane. NCBI's taxonomy places the organism in Eukaryota, Metazoa, Priapulida, Priapulimorpha, Priapulimorphida, Priapulidae.